UCGCCUGCUCGCUAAGCCGUUAGCAUGGCUACUGCCUAAUCACAGACAGACUGCAGUGCCGCAGCGGAGAGGACAGCGACGGGUCGCCUCCACUUUCCUUCACAUUCUUCCAUUGUUUGCGCUUUUGUUUUGAUCGAGAUGGGGACACGAGACGACGAAUACGACUACCUGUUUAAAGUGGUCCUAAUUGGAGACUCUGGUGUGGGGAAGAGUAACCUGCUGUCUCGUUUCACUCGCAAUGAAUUCAACCUCGAGAGCAAAAGCACUAUUGGAGUGGAGUUCGCCACACGUAGCAUUCAGGUGGAUGGAAAGACCGUCAAGGCUCAGAUCUGGGACACGGCAGGACAGGAGCGCUACCGAGCCAUCACUUCAGCGUAUUACCGUGGAGCUGUGGGGGCCCUCCUAGUGUAUGACAUCGCCAAGCAUCUGACCUAUGAGAAUGUGGAGCGCUGGCUUAAGGAGCUCCGAGACCACGCAGACAGCAACAUUGUCAUCAUGCUGGUGGGCAAUAAAAGUGACUUGCGUCACCUUCGGGCUGUGCCCACUGACGAAGCACGUGCAUUUGCAGAGAAAAACGGUCUGUCCUUCCUAGAGACCUCAGCUUUGGAUUCCACCAAUGUAGAGACUGCUUUUCAGACCAUCCUGACUGAAAUCUACCGGAUCGUAUCCCAAAAGCAGAUGUCUGACCGCCGAGACAAUGACAUGUCACCUAGCAACAAUGUGGUGUCCAUCCAGGUGCAACCUACUGAGAAUAAACCAAAGAUGCAGUGCUGCCAGAGCAUCUAGCGACUCCUGUACCACCCACCCCCCUCCCCCAAAUCCCCCACACGCCCACCUGCAACACCCCCUCCUCCCCUCCUCUUCAAGACUGCUUUGGGUCUGAGAUGCAGCUGCACAACUAGGCUUGAGCACAGAGGCUGGUUCCAAAGCUGAGUCUCAAAGGGUCACCACCUGCAGUCUGGACUAAGCUUGUUGUUUGUUUUUUUGGUUGGUUUUCUCCUUCCUGCCAUGGUAGGCUUUUAUAUUGCAGAAUUUUAAUAAUCAUUUGUGCCGAUCUUCACUGAAAUGUCUUAAUAUAUAAUUUCAUUCGCAAACGUGUGAGGUUCGCUCAUGUAUGUCUUUAGUAGCAGCCCCCUCGUCACUGUCGUGUCUGAGGUGGAGGGGAGAAACGUGCAGUAUUGGAGGUUUUGCUAUAUUUAAUGUUGUGAUUGUAGAGAGAUGAUGUACCUGAUAGAUGUUAGACGAUGAUUAGGGCCCAAAGACCACAGUCUUCACCUUUUUGUCCAUCUCCCAAGUAUGGUUUACAUUUGCAUUCACACUUCCUUCAUGCAUUCGGCACGGGGCGGCAUUGAAUUUCACCAUCAGGCACGUAGCUUCUGCGCUCUUUUCUCUUGGCCAUCAUGUGCUUCUUUUGCAUCGAGGUAGAUUAGUGGUUUUUAGUGCCUUUUUUGAUGAACGUCACAUGCGGAUGCUUUCAUGCAUGUGCUUUACUGCUGUCCGUGCCAGUGCUGCGAGGCCUUCAUCACGCGCUCAAAUAUAGUCUAAUACAGACAUUCUCUUUCGCUGUCACCAGCCCUUUCAGCUGUAGUCUUGGAGAAGCUUCAGUUUCUAAUAAACAAAAACUGUUGUCAUAAUUCAUUAAGAGGGGGAAUGUUGUAUUUGAAACACUACCACAAAUGUUUUCAGUGUGAAAUGAGGGAAAAAAGACUUCCUCUACAUGUAACAUUAUCUUCAUAACCGCAAACACGUCAUGAUUUUGCAGGUCACACUCUGGCAUUAAAGUCAUGGUUCACCUAAAGAUUGAAAUUCUGCUGUUUGUUUACUGGCUUUAUUUCAUUAGUUGAAUGUCUGAACAGAUCUUUUUAGGGGAAACUACAGUUUAGUCCUUUAAAAGAACACAAAAUAAAUAUCUUUGACUCCUGACUUCCUGAGCAAACUUAAUGUCGAGUGAAAUUAUGAUUUACCAAAACAGGUUUCAGCUAAAAAUCGACUUUAAUUAUCUACCAAAGGUAAGAAGUCAGGUAAAUCAGCAGCGAAUGUUCAGUUUUAGUUGAACUAUCCUUGAAAGUCAGAACAAGAAAACAGAAAACAGCGGCCAGUCGAUGGCCACAUCACAUGAGAGCACUCUAGGGAAUAGACUGGAUACUUUCUCUCUUUAUUUUUUGCACUGAAUGUAAAAUAUAUCCCGUUUCAAUUGUUAAUUUCCCCGCCACUACAGCAGUAAUGACCUUAAGACCUGUAACUUGUAUUUAUUCUGUGGUAGUCACUUAAAUCCAGUUGUUAGCCUUCAAUCUCGAAGCGAUGGGACUCGUUAAGAUCAUUUCUGAAUGUAUUAUGUGUUUUAGCCUACACGAUGUCUUCGUCCUGAUUCCAGCAGAUGGGGCAAAACUACCACAGGCUGUGAUGCUCGUCUUCGCUUAAUGGCUGUCUGCUCAAAAUUUACUCGGUGUGACGUGAAAUAUCAGUAAAGGCUGAACUAAUAAUGCAUGUUGUAUAACGGGUGACCUCGGAGAGGGAGAAUACUGUAGACCUCAGCAUCUUAGUCUGCAAAUCCUGAAGUCAUUUAUUUUCACUUUGGAUAUCGAUCCCUUUGACUUUAAUUAGCCGAACCCUAGGUGAAAAAAACAACAUAGUUUGCUAAGAUCAUUCUUAACAGUAUGAGAACACAUUCCAGGUGGAAUCGAAGGCCCUUAAAGGCUGCAAUGUAAUUAGCCAAUCAGACUGAAGCGACAUUACUGCGCAAGUGCAUGUGAGUCAUUUUACUGUCUCCUAUAUCUCCUAAAGUUAAACUCUAGAUCUUCUUAGCAGCACACCGAGGUUAAUACAGUACUUGUCUCCAUCGGAAGGAAAAACGCCUCAUGAUUUUACGAGCGUUAGGGUCUGUUAGGGUUGACUUAGUGACCUUGACUCUGAUUGUAAGACUGUUCUUUUGAGGCAGGGGUCUCUGGUGCUAACGGGGGCCAGUGCCAAUGAUGUGAGGGUACAGAUGGCACAACCAUGACCUGCCCAUGCACUGCACAUAGCUGGCGUGAUUACCGGAUAUUACUUUUUCUGACUGUCGGAUCUUUCACGUAUUGCCUCCAGAAUCUCAUUUCUUUUUCCUUUCUUUUGUCUGCACUGUACUGUGAUUUACUUUUUUUAUUGUUAUGAUUAUACUAUUACUCUUGUCCACUGUAAUUCCAAUUUAAAAGAGCAAAUAAAAAUAUGUAGGUAAUUCAAA
Danio aesculapii is the source of this 3220-nucleotide messenger RNA. It is a transcript of the gene rab11a, whose product is annotated as RAB11a, member RAS oncogene family. The record is from RefSeq and is a predicted model, not a curated record. NCBI's taxonomy places the organism in Eukaryota, Metazoa, Chordata, Actinopteri, Cypriniformes, Danionidae. Gene Ontology annotation, cellular component: postsynaptic recycling endosome; transport vesicle; axon. Gene Ontology annotation, biological process: melanosome transport; neurotransmitter receptor transport, endosome to postsynaptic membrane; exocytosis. The transcript has 5 exons. Gene Ontology annotation, molecular function: GTPase activity; GTP binding. Bases 139 to 786 code for a protein of 215 amino acids.